CACCGAACCGUGACCGCGAGAGCGCAAAUGCGCAUCGGUCUGCGCAUCUUUGAAUCUUCAGAACUACACUGUGGACAAUCUCCCUGACAUCUAAAGACCUCUCCUCCGCAAUCCGACGAGGCUUCUUCACCGCCUUAUGGCUUCACAUCGGCAUUCCUGAGCCGCUGGCCUCGUCCCGGACCCUUCACCCAUCGCUGUCCUCUAAAGGUCUUUGAAUCGGGGAGAUAUUUCUACAAAUAUAUUUUUUCAACAUCAUCCUCGGCUGACUAUUUUUUUUAAAGAGCCCAGUGCUAUGCUGGGCCCAUCUCUCUAGAUCUUGUGAUCAAUACACGAGCUCUCCUCCCACAUUCGUCCGACCGAGACCCUGGUACUCUCAUCGAGCCCCAACAAUGCAUCCUAAGGCAGUGAUGCUGGCGGCGGUCCUUUUGGGGAACUUGAUGCUGCCUUUCAUCUCGUCUCAAAACGCUGGGUUUGUGAAGUCGCCCAUGUCUGAGACUAAGCUUACGGGGGACACCUUUGAGCUGUACUGCGACGUGGUUGGCAACCCCACUCCAGAGAUCCAGUGGUGGUAUGCUGAGAUCAACCGAGCCGACUCCUUCAAGCAGCUGUGGGACGGAGCCCGUAAGCGUCGGGUAUCUAUCAACACGGCCUACGGCACCAACGGGGUCAGUGUGCUCGGCAUCACACGCCUCACACUAGAGGACUCUGGGACCUAUGAGUGCCGGGCAAGCAACGACCCCAGGCGCAAUGACCUCCGACAAAACCCCGCCAUCACCUGGAUCCGCGCCCAGGCCACCAUUUCGGUGCUGCAGAAACCAAAGAUCAAUGCCUCUGAUCAGAUCAUCCUGUCACUGGACACCCCUAACAAACCUCCCACACCAGUUACCCUGCAGUGUAACCUCACCACUGCCCACACUCCCCACAAGGAAAGCUUCUGGAUGAAGAAUGGACAAGAGAUCCCCAAUACACGGACAGAGCAGAGGAACACAGUAUACAGAAUCAUUAAACCACGGGCAGAUGAUUCUGGGGAAUACAUGUGUGUGUACACAUUUGACAUGGCACCAAAUGCAAAUGCUACAAUUGAAGUAAAAGCAAAACCUGAUAUCACUGGCCACAAGCGAAGUGAAAAUAAAAACGAGGGGGAAAAUGCAACGCUGUACUGUAAGUCUGUUGGUUACCCACAUCCCACCUGGAGAUGGCGUAAAGUGGACGGCACAUCAUACAAGGAAAUUGACAACUCCACUGGACGCUUCUUCAUUACUAACAGAGACAACUACACAGAGCUCAAUAUAUUAACCCUGGAUAUAAACACAGAUCCCGGAAUAUACGAAUGCAAUGCCAGUAAUGUGAUUGGAAACACCACUGAGACCACUAUACUACGGGUGCGCAGCCAUCUUGCACCGCUUUGGCCUUUCCUGGGUGUGCUGGCAGAGAUUAUAAUCCUAGUAGUCAUCAUCGUUGUGUACGAGAAACGCAAGAGGCCAGAUGACAUUAUUGAUGACGAUGAACCAGUUGGACCAAUGAAAACAAAUUCAACAAACAACCACAAGGACAAAAACAUUCGCCAGAGGAAUACAAAAUAAGCAAUUUACUCAAAUGAGAUGGCUAAACUGCAUUUUUUGACAACAUGAAGGUAUCAGCGGUGGAUGGAGCUCCUGGCAGUUUUGAAAAAAGCAUAUCUUGUCUCAUUUUUUGAGAAACACUAUCAGCGUAACACUGGCAACAAAAAGAACAUAAUGGCUGUCUUAAGCAUGCCUUAUUCAGUCUUACAUGGAGAUUUCAGGAUGAUGAAUAAUGACUAAAACCACCACAAAGGUGUCCACAUUUUUAAUGUGCUGUUGAUGUCUCCUUGAUUAAUUUUAUCAUGUCCUCAAAUGAGGUGAUCCCUUUUGUAUUACAUAUCAUGUACGAUGCAUGCAAGAUAAUUACGCAAUAGGAUACUCAGAAUAGACAUUUUCUGUUGUUAUCCCCCGUGUGGCAUCCAAAAUGACCUAUGUUUUUUAUGGAGUCAUCCUUAUUAUAGAUACACACACACACACACACACACACACACACACAAACAUAUUUAUGUGUACGUGUGUAUAUACAUAUAUACACACAUGCACACACACACAUACAUUUAUAUGUAUAUGUAUGUAUAUACAUCUAUGUAUACAUACAUACUUAUAUAUGUAUGUAAAUUGUUAGUUUUAUUCUUGAAGAUUUGUACAGCAUAUCAUGGUCAUUUAACUAUGUUUGAUUUUGUGACAAGAAGUCCACUUUUAACAGAACUUUUAUCGUGAAGCAAGGGCUUCAGUGACUGGCAGUAUUUAAAUUUAAUUGAGAGUGAUUACAGAAAAUGACUACUGUGUGUAACUAUCUAAACUAAAAUGAUAAUGUGUAUUAUUUUUAUUUUCUUUCCAGAGUAACUUAGGUGUCUUGUAUAUGUUGAAGUAUGAGUGUCCAAAUAAUAGGAAAUCUGUACAAAAUAUUUUUUUUAUAUUUCCCAAUUUCAUGAAUUGAUUUUUAUUUUUUAUUUUUUUCUCUUUAACUGUAUAGCAUGGCUAUAAUCCUAUGCAAUAUGUAUUCUUAAAUAGAUAUAUGGAGGGCAGUUUGUUUUACUCAGUGAAGCUUUAAUAUUGUGGGAUCACUUGGAAGCUGGCAUAGCAAAAUUCACUGCUGUAGCUGCAUGACUCCUCUUUCAAUACCAUGUAUCCAUGUGUGUUGCGGUGGGAAUGGACCUGCAUUAAGGUGGGAACAGAGGGACCAGAGUAUAUAGCCACGAUCAAACAUGUGAGUGAGACCAAUAUUUUUUUUUCUGAAUAAAAAGUUUAAAAAUGAAUCCAGAUUUUUUUUUUUUGGUUUUGCAAGUUCAACACAACUGAAAACAUGCUCUCUGGGCCAUAUACCAUAACUAAUAAUAUGUAACAAGAUUUCAAACAACAUCGGCAGCACAGUUAGAAAUACUUCACCACCACCAGGUACUGCCUACACAAACUGUAUUAGAAAAAAAACACAUUGCACUGACUUGACCUAUCUGCCUUCAGCUGCU
Messenger RNA from Toxotes jaculatrix (banded archerfish), 3031 nucleotides. RefSeq names its product neuroplastin b (gene nptnb). Gene Ontology annotation, biological process: cell-cell adhesion. The transcript is spliced from 9 exons. NCBI's taxonomy places the organism in Eukaryota, Metazoa, Chordata, Actinopteri, Toxotidae. Bases 390 to 1583 code for a protein of 397 amino acids. The record is from RefSeq and is a predicted model, not a curated record.